AUGACCUCUGACGAUGUAUUGAGUGUUAGUGAUGAGCACAAAUAUAUUAGUACUUUUUGUAGGCAUGUAAUAAAAGAGAAAAGUGGGAACUAUCCUGUUUUAAAGAGAUCAUUGGAUGGUACCAUUGUGUAUCAAGAUGCAGCUGGAGUCACCAGUAAUAGAGGCAACAAGCUUUUGCAGAAGAGUGAACUAGUGAGUAGGGAAGUCAUCAAUAGUUCGAAACCUAUCAAUGAAGACUUCGUGUAUUAUAACGGUUCCGAGCACAAACUUCUACAGAGAAAAAGGAUAAGGUUCACACCUCCAGAGACAGAGUGGGAAAUGGCUGACGAAACGGGGUACGAUGCUGAAAACGUUGACAACAAUGAAGAAGAGUUAUCUCGGCUGGUAGAUGUGAAGAAGGUGCUACUGCCGAUUUCAUCCUUGGCUGAUGUGUCCAAGCGUAGUCCGAUAGCUAGAGUUUUUGAAAAUAACGUGCUGAGAAAUUUGGCUUUGCAGUCUAUUUUGAUGAUUGAAAAGGAGCAAUACUCAGUCAUUAAAUAUUCAAAAUUUCUCGAAGUAUUUUUAGGUGAUAACCCUAAGCCGCUGUAUGAGCCGGAUCUUCAUCUACCAGCUUAUGAUCAUAAUCUAACCCUACCCGAUGAGGAAGACACCAAUGAUGCAGAAGAGAAAGAGAAAGAAACUGCCAAAGACCAGCCAGAUUUACAAAAUGAAGACCCAUUCUUCGCGCUUCCGAAAAUUUCAGCUAGUGAUACCAUGCUCCAACUGUUGCCGGAGAUGGAUUCGGUGCAGGUUUCAGAGGAAGCAGAAACUGCUAGGCAGCUUGCUCAAAUUGCAUUGCAAAGAAAUCAAGAGUAUAUAAGGAACUUGCGAAAAAUAAGAAACGUUUUAGUAAAAGCUAACAGAAUGAAGGAAAGGAUUCAAGCGUGGAGUCGAGAGUACGUUGGUAUGCAGGAAGAUGAUGUCAUAGUACCGAAUGCUUUGAGAGUUGUUAAACGAGGUCUUAUCAGUGCCACUACUAACAGAUCUAUGAGUGGUCGUAAAGUCGAUGCAGGUGAAGAGUUAAAUGAGGAGAAUGAAAUAGACGAUGUGAAUGAAGCAAAUGAAUAG
Messenger RNA from Zygotorulaspora mrakii, 1107 nucleotides. RefSeq names its product Rxt2p (gene RXT2). The record is from RefSeq and is a predicted model, not a curated record. The transcript has a single exon. The coding region runs from base 1 to 1107 and encodes 368 amino acids. NCBI's taxonomy places the organism in Eukaryota, Fungi, Ascomycota, Saccharomycetes, Saccharomycetales, Saccharomycetaceae. Gene Ontology annotation, cellular component: cytosol; Rpd3L complex. Gene Ontology annotation, biological process: negative regulation of silent mating-type cassette heterochromatin formation; negative regulation of rDNA heterochromatin formation.